Messenger RNA from Drosophila innubila, 951 nucleotides. RefSeq lists its product as uncharacterized. The coding region runs from base 16 to 927 and encodes 303 amino acids. NCBI's taxonomy places the organism in Eukaryota, Metazoa, Arthropoda, Insecta, Diptera, Drosophilidae. The transcript is spliced from 2 exons. The record is from RefSeq and is a predicted model, not a curated record.
GUUCAGUCUACAGCGAUGGGUGUCUCUAAAGGGUCUUCUGUGCUCUAUCUUUUCGGUUUCUUCCUACUCUUCAAUGGCGUCUUUGCCAUACCCAGUUUAAUCCGUUUCAAUAAUUUGGAACAGGAUGAAGGUACUGGUGUCUUCAUUGCGAACCCAAACUUGAUCCAACCCAAGGACUUUGUUCAGGAGCGAGCAACUGGAGAUUCCAAAUAUCCUGAGCUUUACCGAGUAAACCUACGGAAAUUUGCUGGAUACACUGGAUUCCGUAGCGUCUUCCAAUGGUCAAUCGGAAAGACUGUCAACAACUAUGGCAUACAAAACGCCAUGAAAUUCUCCGCCAAUGAAUUGAACAAUGCAAACAAGCAGAUCUCUGGUGAUAUUGGAAUUUACAGCAACGGCUCACAAAUUGGAGUUCAUUUGUCAUUGAAGGAGGGAGCUUCAAGUUCUUCAGCUGGUAAAACGUUCAAGUGUUCCAAUAAUUUCCCAUUCAUUCCCGGAAGUCACGCCUGUUUCAAUUCCAACUAUACACUGAUACCGAAAGCGAUCUACUUCCUCGAUAUCGAAAUUCGUGAUCGGACAAUAAGUGGAUAUAUCUCUCAGCCUCAGACGAACCUCACAAAUAUCAGCAAUCCCAAUUUGCCCCGAAUUUUGAUUGGAGAAAUCAAAUGGUUCAAUUCGCUAAGGAACUUGAGUCCCGAUACUUAUUGGAUCGCCAAUUCUUAUAAAUCGUGUGGACUGUCGAGCGAAAUUACGGCAUACAACUAUCUUCCAGAGUUGUACAACAAUUUGAAAAGGCAAAAGGCUGUUAUUGCUAGCACUAAUUUGUACCCAGGGUGCGGAGCACUUAAUUCUCUGGCAAUGACGGAUUGGACUAAUGUAGUCUACAUCUCAAGACCCACUCCUGUAAUCAAUGGAACAAAUCAAUGAAUUCUUUGAUAAAUAAUAAAUACA